AUGGCCCGUUCAUUGAUGGCAAAGUGCCUUGCCCUGGCGGCAGCCGCGGUGGCACUCUUUGCUUUGCCCUCAGCUUUCGUUCCUGCCCGGCAGGGUGCUCCGGCUGUGUCGCCGGCAGUUGCGGCAGGAGUGGCUGCGGGGUCCAUGGCAUUGCCAGCUUGGGCCUAUGACAUGCCCGAUGCUCAGAUCCUGUUGGCCCGAGUGCCAGGAGGCAAGCGCACCAAGGAGCUGGGCUUGGUGGUGCCAAUUCCAGAGGAAGAUGGCUUGACCGAUGGUCAGAUCGCUGCUCUCUUUGUAGUUGCCCUGGUUGGUCUCAUUGCAGCAGUGGACCUUGCCAAGACCCUGUACUUCGGCAUCAACCCCACCAAGUUCAAGACUGCCAAGGGCAAGGGCUCCAUCACUCCCUUCAUGAAGCGCCUCAUUGAGAACGGCUACUGA
This is a messenger RNA of Cladocopium goreaui, 438 nucleotides long. The record is from the annotation of a GenBank genome assembly. Lineage: Eukaryota; Dinophyceae; Suessiales; Symbiodiniaceae.